AUGGGAGAGAGGAGGAGCCUUUGCGUAGGGGAAGCUGUGGACGGCGAGGAGGCACCGGGGGUCUCAUGGAAGACGCCGUUGGUUUUCCAGUCGAAGCUGCUCUGCCUAUCCCUGCUGUACCUUGCCACCUCCCUCCUCAUCUCCCUCGAUGUCACCAUCUCCCACACCGGCUGCCUCUUCCGCUUCCCCUAUCCCCUCUACACCGACCUCCAUAGCCGCCUGAGCGAACCCCUCUUCUCCUAUCCCACCGCCUAUGGCGAGCACAAGCACGCCCUCCCAUCGUCUUCCUCGUCCCCCUCCUGCGACUCCCCCGUCCUCUUCCCAGGUCCCGAAGAAAUCUCUCUUUGGCAUACCGCGUUUCUGUGUUGGUUUUUUGGGUUCUCUGGAUCGGAAAUCGUCCUAAAGGCGUGGAAUUCCGCUGCAGAUUAUCUGGCGGCCUUUGCGGAGAUCCAGAGCCUGUCGAGGAACUCGUCGUACCCUUCGCCGGCGGUGCGCGUGAGGUAUAUGAGCGGGACGAGAACGAGUUUCGCCGGGAAUUUCACUACUCAGGAGAGGAAAUCGUACUUCACCCUAGGGAACAGCGGCGGCGGCGAUGAUGAUGGCACGGCGCCGCCGGAGGUCCCCUGCGGGUUCUUUCGGGAAUUCCCCGUUCGUCUGUCAGGUCGGUGCAGCAUCCAGCUUCUUCUUCUUAUUCUUGUUUUCCUCGUCGUUGUCUUCUUCUUUAUCAUCGUUAUUAUCACCUUCUUGUUCUUGUUCUUCGUAUUAUUAUUCUUGUCGUCAUUAUAAUCAACAUCAUCUUCUUCUUCUUUUUCUUCUUUCUUCAUCAUCAUGGCCAUCAUCAUCUUCGUCUUCCUCUUCUUCUUUCUUCAUCAUCAUGACCAUCAUCAUCUUCGUCUUCCUCUUCUUCUUUCUUCGUCUUCAUCAUCCUCAUCAUCUUCUUCUUCUUCUUCUUCUCCUUCUUUCUUCAUCAUCAUCACCAUCAUCAUCUUCGUCUUCUUCUUCUUCUUUCUUCGUCAUCAUCUUCUGCACCUUCACGAGGAGUGGGCGGUGGAUUCCAGACAAAGCGGCGAUGGAGAGUUGCAAGGGGGUGGCGGUGGCCUCGGCCAUCUUCAGCGACCACGACAAGCUGCGGCAGCCGAUGGGUCUGGGGGUCAAGACCCUGGAAACCGUCUGCUUCUUCGUCUUCGUCGACGACGCCACCCUCCGCGCCCUCACCGCCCACCAUCUCCUCCGCCCUCUGGAACCAGCUGAGGAGGAACAUGAAGCCACAGACGGAGAGCCCAACAAGAUCGGCGUGUGGCGCGUCGUCAGGCUACCCACAGCGGCGCUGCCAUACGCCAACCCUGCCAUGAACGGCGUCGUACCCAAGCACCUCCUCCAUCGUCUCUUUCCCAGCGCCAAGUUCAGCCUCUGGGUGGACGCCAAGAUGCAGCUAACAGCGGACCCCCUCCUCCUGAUUCACUCCCUCCUCGUCGCCGCCGGCGCUGACAUGGCCGUCUCCCGCCACCCCCUCAGCGUCCACACCAUGGAGGAGGCGGUGGCCACAGCGAGGUGGCGGAAAUGGCCGGACGUUGAUGGGCUACGCGCGCAGAUGGAGGCCUACUGCGAGAACGGGCUUCAGCCAUGGUCGCCGGCCAAGCUCCCCUACACCACAGGUGAACGCCCUAGAGUAACUACUGUACCCCCACUUGGGUGUAAAGAAGGAAGUCAUGGAUUGACAGGAUGGAGCUAACCUUCAGAUGUCCCCGACACGGCGAUCAUUCUCCGGCGGCACGGUCGGCGGAGCGACCUUUUCUCCUGCCUGCUGUUCAACGAGCUGGAGGCGUUUAAUCCACGGGACCAGCUGGCCUUUGCCUAUGUCAGGGACCUCAUGCGGCCGCAGGUACGCAUCCACAUGUUCCCCGCGGCGGUGCUGGAGCAGAUCGCUGUCGAGUACCGGCAUAACCUCAAGCCCGCUGGCGGUGGCGCCAUCGCCGCCGUUGAGCAUGGUGGGUUGAAACCGAGGAGGGCCUCUUCCCGGGGCCUCCGUGGGAGCAGCUGCAAGGGCUACCUUCUGAAGAUGUGGGGGGAGGAAGCAAACGACGGCGAGUGA
This is a messenger RNA of Spirodela intermedia, 2092 nucleotides long. The record is from the annotation of a GenBank genome assembly. Lineage: Eukaryota; Viridiplantae; Streptophyta; Magnoliopsida; Alismatales; Araceae.